AGGGGCGCUUCUCGGAGCUGCUGACAGGUAGAUGAGCUGUGCGCUGUCCGCGGUGCUGAAACCUCCUCCGGCUGCCGCCUCACCGGAGAUCCUCACCUCACAUUACGACCGGAGCUCCGCUGACCUGCACCGGGAUUCACAGAUUCACACUUUUCUUUUCCACCCCAAAAGAUAAAAAGAAACCCAACUUUGAGUUUUCUGUGUUGCUGUUUUCUAAUCGCCGCCUGGAUCUUAAAAUGGCACUGCAUGGAUUAACAUUGCGCAAGGCAAAAGCGGACUUAUUUGACUGCUGUUUUGUGACUGUGAAACCAGCCCUUUCAGACUGAACGUGGCUUCUCCCUCUUUCUCCAUUUUCUUGGUUCAUCUUUUCCGGACAUCGAGGCGCUUUUUUCCUUACUAACAAAAAAAAAGGGCGCGUUAUUUGGAUUAAUAACAAUAUGCUCAUUAAUGCGGCGCUUCCAUUUGUUGUAGUAUUAUAGAAUUUUCAAAUACAUUUUGGAUAUGGAGCCAGGCACGGAGAGAGCUGUCCCUACCACUAAAGAGGGGCUAAAACAAAUCGCAGGAAAGGCCCUCGGGAGUCUUUACAGGAGGCUAGAAAAGCGGCAGCAGACAGGUGAGGCGAUCGAGCUGACGGAGGAUGGCAGACCCACGGCGGACCCGGAGCGGAAGAAGCCCCUGGUGGACUGCACGUGCUUCGGGCUCCCGCGCAGAUAUAUCAUCGCUAUGCUGAGCGGCAUCGGCUUCUGCAUCUCCUUCGGUAUCCGGUGUAACUUGGGUGUGGCCAUCGUCAGCAUGGUCAAUAACCACACUAUCCAUCAAAACGGCAAGAUCAUCAUCAAAGAGAAAGCGAAAUUCAACUGGGAUCCAGAAACCGUGGGGAUGAUUCAUGGCUCCUUCUUCUGGGGCUACAUAGUUACUCAGAUACCAGGAGGGUAUAUCUCCUCGAGACUGGCUGCUAACAGAGUUUUCGGUGCUGCCAUCGUGCUGACAUCCACCCUGAACAUGUUCAUUCCCAGCGCCGCGCGGACGCACUAUGGAUGCGUCAUCUUUGUGAGGAUAUUACAAGGGUUGGUGGAGGGAGUGACUUACCCAGCCUGCCACGGGAUCUGGAGUAAAUGGGCUCCACCGCUGGAGAGGAGUCGUCUGGCAACCAUCUCUUUCUGUGGAUCUUAUGCUGGUGCAGUGAUAGCCAUGCCUCUGGCUGGGAUCCUGGUACAGUACACUGGAUGGUCCUCUGUCUUUUAUGUGUAUGGAUGCUUUGGGAUCUUGUGGUACAUGUUCUGGAUCUUUGUGUCAUACGAGAGCCCAGCGGAGCACCCGACCAUCACUGAAGAGGAGCGCCGUUACAUCGAGGAGAGCAUCGGUGAAAGCGCCCAGCUGAUGGGUGCAAUGGAAAAAUUUAAGACCCCCUGGAGGAAGUUCUUCUCCUCCAUGCCCGUCUAUGCAAUCAUCGUGGCCAACUUCUGCAGGAGCUGGACCUUUUAUCUGCUCCUCAUCAGCCAGCCGGCAUACUUUGAAGAGGUGUUUGGCUUUGAAAUCAGCAAGGUUGGAAUAGUGUCGGCGCUCCCUCACUUGGUCAUGACCAUCAUCGUGCCCUUGGGAGGCCAGUUAGCCGAUUACCUGCGGACCCACAACAUCAUGUCCACCACUAUGGUCCGCAAAAUCAUGAACUGCGGAGGGUUCGGUAUGGAGGCCACUCUCUUAUUAGUGGUGGGUUAUUCUCACAGUAAAGGGGUGGCCAUCUCUUUCUUAGUUCUGGCGGUGGGUUUUAGUGGAUUUGCAAUAUCAGGUUUCAAUGUCAACCAUCUAGACAUCGCUCCUCGCUAUGCCAGCAUCCUCAUGGGUAUAUCUAACGGGGUGGGAACGCUGUCAGGGAUGGUCUGCCCUCUAAUAGUGGGAGCCAUGACAAAGAACAAGACUCGGGAAGAGUGGCAGUAUGUCUUCCUCAUCGCUUCCCUGGUGCAUUAUGGGGGAGUGGUGUUUUAUGGGAUCUUUGCAUCCGGGGAGAAACAGCCAUGGGCCGACCCUGAAGAAACCAGCGAGGAAAAGUGUGGCUUCAUUGAUGAGGAUGAGCUGGCCGAGGAGACGGGUGACAUCACGCAGGGUUAUGGCGCAAUGGGAGGCCCCGCUAAAAGCUACGGGGCCACUGCGCAGCUCAACGGAGGCUGGGUGCAGGACUGGGACAAGACGGAGGAGUACGUGCAGGAACCGGCUGGAAAGAUGUAUUCUGAGCGCGGCUACUCUUAAACCGGUUGUGGUGAGUCUGCUCACAGGCUCAUCAUCACAAAUUGCACAACAUUAUCUUAGAUAUUUAAAUCCAUUCUGUGUAUUCAAGUAAAAACGGUUACUAGUUUCAAAAAGCCAAUGUAAAGAAAUAGUUGCAAUGCAGAACAAUCCUCAUUAGAUUCUCACACGUCUCUCAUCACAUCUACCUACUGUAGGGCUUCACUAUACAGAGAGCAAACUGCAGGCCUAUGUUGUACUUCGUGGGCACUUAAACCUCAUCAAUCUACUUGAACAACAUGAGCCAGAUGACACUGCAGUCGACCAUCAUAUAGGGUCUUUCUAAUACCACUCUGAUUGCACUGAAACUAUGAGUAUUCUAAAAUUCUGUUUCUCAAAUGUGUUUUAUGUACUGUAUAUACCUGUAUACUGUUUCUGUGAGACUAUUGUGGAUUUUGGGUCGUUGAUCUGUGUUAACAUUAAUAUAAAAGGCCAUAUUUUUCAUGGACAGUACCUUUUCAGGGAGAUGUCUGCUUGCAAAAAAGGUCUCCUCCUCCUCCUCGAGCGAGGCCUGUAAUACAACUAUAAGACAAAACUAGCGUGAGUGAACCGUAGAGUUUUAGUGUUUGUUUGUUUGCAUGAAUUUGCUCCGAUCAAUGUUUUAGACGCAGCCGCCUCACAGUCAUGGAUAGUCCCCAUACGGCUCACUGCUUCGUUCUUAGAUAAUCUGCCAUUAUGAAUAAUAAAAUGAACUUUUCAGGUGCCAGUCGUGAUGUGAGACAAAUCAAAAAAAAAAAAAAGUUUCGAAGGCGAUUGCUCAGAUGACAUUGUUUAAUUGAUGUUUGGUGUGCACUGCAAUAAAUUCUGUGUACCAGCCGCCACCCAUCACAUCUUGUUUUGUAACGUAACACUGGCUUGCUAUAUCUAACUGUAAUUGUUUUGGAGUCAUGUAAUGCUCAACAUUAAGGUGUGUGUUUUAACAAAUUACUAGUGUCUGGAGAAUCCAGCUUUAGUGCUCAUGACGCAGGACAUGUUGCAUUUUUGACAGCGGGGAAUGCAGUAACGUAUGUGAACAACCAGGUUGUUGUUAUCUCUCGGUGUUUCUUGGUUGUUCUCACUGUUGACACUUUGAUAUCGUCACGUUUGAGUGGAGCACACGAGUCAAUAGACGGCUCUUCCACGCGACUUUAUUUGCUCUUUGAACACUUUUCUUCAUUUGCUGUAUGGAAUCUGCAAGGAUGUUUAAAAAUAUAUGAAUAUUUAAGAAUGUUUUAAG
Plectropomus leopardus (leopard coralgrouper) is the source of this 3499-nucleotide messenger RNA. It is a transcript of the gene slc17a6a, whose product is annotated as solute carrier family 17 member 6a. Gene Ontology annotation, molecular function: neurotransmitter transmembrane transporter activity; L-glutamate transmembrane transporter activity. The record is from RefSeq and is a predicted model, not a curated record. Gene Ontology annotation, cellular component: synaptic vesicle membrane; excitatory synapse. NCBI's taxonomy places the organism in Eukaryota, Metazoa, Chordata, Actinopteri, Perciformes, Serranidae. Gene Ontology annotation, biological process: synaptic transmission, glutamatergic; regulation of synapse structure or activity; transmembrane transport.